ACUGUCUCGGUAUAAAAACCCGCCGCCUCCCCGCCCUCCCUCACUCUCCCAGCUGCCUGGAGCGCGGCGGUGCCUCUCGGCGCGCUUCUUUUUUUUCCCUCCCUCCCUCUCUCUCUCUCUCUCUCUCCCCCUGCAGAGGGAGGCGCCUUUGGAAUUAAACCCUUUCGUCGCCUCCCCUCUUUUCUCCGCCGUCGCCUUGCGAGGAGAGGAGCCUAGAGAAGGCGCUGCGAAGGAGGGAGGAAGAGGAGGAGGAGGAGGCGGCGGCGGCGGCGACGGGCUUGCCAGGAUGGCGACGGUAGUGCUGGAACCCGAGUCGGAGCCGUCUUGUAGCCUUCCCAGCGCGGUCCCCCCUUCGCCGAGCCUGUCGCACCGUUUUCUCGACAGCAAAUUUUAUCUGCUGGUCGUGGUGGGCGAGCUGGUCACGGAGGAGCAUCUGAGAAGAGCCAUAAGCAAUAUAGAGCGAGGUAUCCGAUCAUGGGACACAAACCUCAUUGAAUGCAACUUGGAUCAAGAACUUAAACUUUUUGUGUCUCGCCAUUCAGCUCGAUUCUCUCCUGAUGUGAGAGGUCAAAAAAUCCUUCACCACAGAAGUGAAGUUUUAGAAACCGUUGUGCUGAUUAAUCCUUCUGAUGAAGCAGUCAGCACUGAGGUGCGUUUAAUGAUAACAGAUGCUGCACGACAUAAACUUCUGGUACUAACUGGGCAAAACUUUGAAAAUACAGGCGAACUCAUUCUUCAGUCAGGAUCUUUCUCAUUUCAGAAUUUCAUUGAGAUCUUCACAGACCAAGAGAUUGGCGAAUUAUUGAGCACUACUCAUCCUGCCAACAAGGCCAGCUUAACACUUUUCUGUCCUGAGGAAGGGGACUGGAAGAAUUCAAACCUUGACAGACACAACCUUCAAGAUUUCAUCAACAUUAAGCUGAAUUCUUCUUAUAUUUUGCCUGAAAUGGAAGGGCUUUCUGAAUUUACAGAGUACUUGUCAGAGUCAGUGGAAGUACCAUCACCAUUUGAUAUUUUGGAGCCGCCAACAUCAGGAGGCUUCCUGAAACUUUCUAAGCCUUGUUGUUACAUUUUCCCUGGUGGAAGAGGAGAUUCCGCGCUGUUUGCUGUGAAUGGGUUCAACAUGCUUAUCAAUGGAGGAUCAGAGAGAAAAUCUUGCUUCUGGAAACUCAUCAGACAUUUGGACAGAGUAGAUUCAAUUUUGCUCACUCACAUUGGAGAUGAUAAUUUGCCAGGAAUUAACAGCAUGUUGCAACGGAAAAUAGCAGAAUUGGAAGAGGAGCAGUCUCAAGGCUCUACUACCAAUAGCGACUGGAUGAAAAAUCUAAUUUCACCUGAUUUGGGAGUUGUAUUUCUUAAUGUUCCCGAAAGCCUAGGAAACCCAGAUCCUAAUUUGCAGUUAAAAAGAAGUGUAGAAGAGGCUUGUUUUACUUUGCAAUACUUAAACAAGCUCUCCAUGAAACCAGAACCUCUCUUUAGAAAUAUAGGAAGCAACACUGAGCCCAUUAUCCUUUUUCAAAAAAUGGGUGUAGGGAAACUGGAAAUGUAUGUGCUUAACCCAGUCAAAAACAGCAAAGAAAUGCAAUAUUUCAUGCAGCAGUGGACAGGUACGAAUAAAGAUAAAACUGAACUAAUAUUACCAAAUGGUCAAGAAAUAGAUAUCCCAGUUUCCUACCUGACUUCAAUCUCAUCAUUGAUUGUAUGGCAUCCUGCAAACCCUGCUGAAAAAAUCAUCAGAGUUCUUUUCCCAGGGAACAGUACACAGUAUAGCAUAUUAGAUGGCCUAGAAAAGCUCAAACAUUUGGACUUCCUUAAACAACCAAUAGUGACACAAAAAGACUUAAGUGGUAACCUGACAAGUCCUGCAGUAAAGCAGACAAAACUGAAGCAGAGAACAGACAGCAAAGAAAGUCUCAAGCCAAUCACUAAAACACUGUCUACAAAGACUGUCAGAAAAGAAUCGAGAGAGGAGGCCUCUGACACAGGGAAAUCUAGCCCACCAGAAAAAGCUCAAAAAGUAGAAAAACCCAUCAUAAGAAAGGAAAAACCAGCAAAAAGUGAAAGUAGGCUCUCUGUGACUGAAAAAGACCUAACGGCAAAAGAGCAACCAAUUGUGAAAUCUGAAACUAUUGAAAAACAAACCACCGAUGUGAAACCAAAAGUAAUAAAGGAGAAGCAUGUGAAAAAGGAAGUGAAAGUAAAAUCUGAAGAAAAACAAGAGGAGAAAGAAAAGUCAAAGAAAGAGAUGCCUAAGAAGGAUGAAAAAUCCCAGAUCAGGAAAGAAGAAAAGCCUAAAAAGGAUGAUUUGAAGAAAGAAAUAAAAAAAGAAUCUAAAAAAGAGCCAAAGAAAGAAGCUGCUCCAAAAGAAUCCAAAAAAGAAGAGAAAAAGGAAGUGAAAAAGGAAGAAAAGAGAGAAAUCAAGAAGGUUCCUAAGGAGAUAAAGAAAACCUCUGCUGCUUUGCCUGAAUCAAAGAAGAUUACAGCAAAGUCAAAACCACAGAAGAAGGAAGAACCCGUCAAAAAAGAAAGUGGACUUGCUGGGAAACCCAAAGAAAAAGUUAAAAGCAAGCCAGUGAAGAAAGAGCUCAAAGUGGCUGAAAAAUCUGCUGCAGCAGCAACUGUUUUGGGAGCUGGGGCUGCAACAGUAGCAGCUGCAAGCCUAGCAGCCAGUGGGAAAGAACUUGAAGUCGAGAGGUCACUUAUGUCCUCACCAGAAGACUUAACAAAAGAUUUUGAAGAACUAAAAGCAGAAGAAGUUGAAGUCGUGAAGGAAACAAAGGAAGAUAAAGUUAAAAAUGAAAGCCAGCUAACUGAUGUAGAACAAAAGGAAGAUUAUACAGUUCAAAAAGAAAAAAUAGAAGGUCCAAUUCAUUCUCCUGAUGAAGAUAUCACCGCUGCAGAACCUGAGGGAGAAUGUGAACAAACUCCUGAAGAGCUGGAGUCUGUGGGAAAGGACAAGGUUGAUGAUAGUGAAAAAUUUGAAGAGGAAGGAACAGGUUUUGAAGAAUCUUCUGAGGCAGGCGACUAUGAAGAAAAGGCUGAGACCGAGGAGGCAGAAGUACAAGGGGACAAUGAAGAAGUGCCAACAAGUUUCAAAAAGCAAGGCAUAAAGGAUAUCAUUGAAACAGAGGAGAUUGAAAAAGAAAUGAUAGAAGCCCCCGAAAAUGAAAAAAUGAAAGGGCUAAUGUAUGAUAAAAAAGCAGAAUUUAGAAUGGAGUAUGAAGAUCACUAUGUGGAAAAUUUAGAAGAAACAACAGUUGAAAAAGCAGAAACAGAAGACACUGAAGAAGAAAUUGAAGAAGACAAAACUGAGGAGGUCAAAGAUGAAGAGGAAACUGAAAAAAUACAAGCUGAAGGGGAUUAUGUCAUGGCUGUAGUAGACAAAGCAGCUGAAGCUGCUGAAAUGGAUGAUAAAUAUGGUUUGCCUAUAACUACUCCAACUAAAUUGUCAGAAUCUCCGUCUCCGGCAAAGGAACCAGCAUCUUCAAUCCAUGAUGAAACUCUACCUGGUGGGUCAGAAAGUGAAGCAACUGUUUCAGAUGAAGAAAACAGAGAAGACCAGCCUGAGGAAUUCACUGCUACUUCAGGUUAUACCCAGUCCACCAUUGAAAUAUCCAGUGAACCAACUCCAAUGGAUGGAAUGUCAACUCCACGAGAUGUAAUGAGUGAUGAAACAAAUAAUGAAGAAAGUGAAUCUCCUUCCCAAGAAUAUGUUAACAUUACUAAGUAUGAGUCAGCACUAUAUUCUCAAGAUUUUGCUAGACCUAAAAUUGCUCCUCUUCCUGAUGCUUUUAAUGGGUUAUCCGAAGGAUCAAAAACAGAUGCUACUGAAGGCAAAGAUUAUAAUGUUUCAGCUUCUACCAUUUCACCACCUUCUUCAUUAGAGGAAGAUAAAUUUAACAAAACUUCCUUCCAGGAUCUGUAUCAUCUUCGGGAAAAUGAAUUCAAAACUGUUAAUAAAUUAGAAAUUUCAGAAACUUGGGAGGAGAAGAGUAGCCCGACUAUAGAUGAAAGUCCAGCCCCACUAUCACCAGUUGCUAAAACACCUCUUAGCGAACGUAGUGUGAACUUUUCCCUAACUCCCAAUGAGAUUAAAACAUCAACUGAGCCUGUGUCUCUCACAACACUGCCAGAAAAACACCACGAAACCCAGGAAGAACAGUGCCCCAGCCCUGAUGAUAAAACAUUAGAAGUGGUAUCCCCUUCACAAUCAGCUGCUGGGAGUGCUGGUCACACUCCUUAUUAUCAGUCUCCCACUGAUGAAAAAUCAAACCAACUUCCAACUGAGAUUCCUGGAAAGACAACUGAAGUGCCAAUCAGUGUUGAAGUUAGUGAUGCCAAAGACAAUGUUGCAAAACACAGAAUAAGCCCAAUGGAUGAACCAGUGCCUGAUUCUGAAUCGCCUUUUGAGAAAGUGCUUUCACCUUUGCGAAGUCCACCACUUAUUGGUACAGAAUCUUCUUAUGAUGCAUUUUUAAGUGCUGAUAUAAAAUCUCUCAAAGAAACUGAAACCACCUUUGAAAAGAAAAGUGAAACAGAUGAUUCCGUGUUGCAGGAGAGCUCAGUUUCUGAAGUUACUUCGACAAAUAUUUUCCAAGAGCAGCAGGAUGAAAAAGAUUUGGAGCUGACACCUCCAAAAUCAGACAUUCUUCUAGAAAAGAAAAAGGAUGAUUUAGAAACUUCAGAAAUUCAGUCUGCAUUAGUUUUGGAUGAGAGGAAGCUGGCAGAGGUCUCCCCUACUCAAGUGGAUAUUAGUCAUUUAGGCUAUUUCAAAGAGGACACUAAAAUGUCAAUAUCUGAAAGUACUGUCUCUGAUAAAUCUGCAACUCCUGUUGAUGAAGUUGUAGCAGAAGAUACUUAUUCCCAUAUUGAAGGAGUUGCGUCUGUUUCUACAGCAUCUGUUGCUACUAGUUCAUUCCCAGAACCAACUACUGAUGAUGUAUCUCCUUCGUUACAUGCUGAGGUUGGAUCUCCUCACUCUACUGAAGUUGAUGAUUCUCUCUCUGUGUCUGUUGUACAAACACCGACUACAUUUCAAGAAACAGAAAUGUCUCCAUCUAAAGAAGAGUGUCCAAGACCAAUGUCUAUUUCUCCACCAGACUUUUCUCCUAAAACAGCAAAGUCAAGAACACCAAUACUAGAUCAUAGAUCUCCCGAACAAUUGACUAUGUCAGUAGAAUUUGGACAAGAUUCACCUGAACAGUCUUUGGCCAUGGAUUUUAGCAGACAGUCACCUGAGCAACCCAUAGUAGGUGCUGGUGUGUACCAUAUAUCUGAAAAUGGUCCCACAGAAGUUGAUUUUAGCCCUUCAGACAUGCAGGAACAUGGAUUUCCAGAUAAAAUAUCACCAGUGGAACAAGUGUGUUUUAGCCACGAGAAGGAUAUUUCAGAAAUUAUUUCCGUUUCUCAGAUAGAGGCUUCACCUUCACCUUCCACUUCUUCUGUCCAUACACCUUCACAGGCAAGUUCUCCCCUGCAAGAAGAAAUCCUAUCAGCUGUUACACAUCCCAGUGAUAUGCCAUUACAUUCUACAUUUCCAUCAGAAAAAAUGCAAAGCUUGGGAGAGAAACUCUCACCAAAGUCUGAUUUAUCUUCAUUGACACCACGGGAAUCUUCUCCUUUGUAUUCACCUAGUUUUUCAGAUUCACCACCCAUAAUGAAAGAAACAAUGGCUGCUUCUCAGUCAUCUCUAUUAUCAUUGCACGUAUCCCCAGACAAAUUGUUUGGCUAUCAUACAUCAAUUGUUCAAGAUCCUGAGACAAAACAUGGCCAAGAGCUUCUAGUAUCUAAGGAUCAGGAAGAUACUGAAGAAACAUCCAUAUCACCAGAACCUCUUAUUUACUCUUAUAAGGAAACUGGAAGAACCACUAGGUCACCUGAGGCUAUUAGUUAUUCCUAUGAAAAAACAGAGGAAGUCACUGAAUCCCCUGAAACUUUUGAUUACAACUAUGCUGCAACAAAGGAAAUCACUGGAUCAAUAGAGGCAGAUAGUUAUUCCUACGAAAAAACAGAAAAAACCACCAAAUCACCAGAAGCCCUUGAUUAUUCUUAUGAAAAAUCCCCCAAACUGUCAGAGUCUGUCCAUUAUCCUUUUGAAUAUGCAGAGAAAGCUACCAAAUCACCUGACAUUUCAAGUUAUCGCUUUGAGAAUGACAAAUACUUUGUUUCAGAAAAAUCUGAAAUCCGUCAAGAUGUUGAUUUAUGUCUUGUCUCAUCCUGUGAAUACAAGCAUCCCAAAACAGAACUGUCACCUUCUUUUAUAAAUCCUAACCCCUUAGAAUGGUUUGCAAAUGAAGAACAAUCUCAAGACCAAGAAAAGCUGUUGGUUCAGUCCGGAGGGGCUCCACCACCCUCUGGAGGAAAACAGCCAGCUCGCCUGUGUGGUGAAACGCCCCCGACUUCUGUAAGCGAAUCUGCUCCAUCACAGACCGACUCAGAUGUACCCCCUGAAACAGAAGAGUGUCCUUCCAUUACAGCAGAUGCUAACAUUGAUUCAGAAGAUGAAUCUGAAACGAUACCGACAGAUAAAACGAUUACAUAUGAACACAUUGACCCUCCCCCAGUCCCUGUUCAAGAUCGCAGCCCUUCGCCUAGGCACCCAGAUGUCUCCAUGGUUGAUCCGGAGACAUUACCUAUUGACCAGAAUCUAGGAAAACCUUUGAAAAAGGAUCUGAAAGAAAAAACAAAAACAAAAAAGCAGGGGACUAAGACCAAAUCUUCCUCUCCUGCCAAGAAGAGUGAUAGCAAACCUAAGCAAGUGGCUUCUCCAAAACCUGCUGGCUUGAAGGAAUCAUUAGAUAAAGUUUCCAGAACAGCUUCUCCGAAGAAGAAGGAGUCUGUGGAGAAAGCUGCCAAAAAUAUCUCUACUCCAGAGAUAAAAUCAUCUCAUAAUGAAGAGAAAGAUAAGGAAACUAAGAAUGCGGCCAAUUCUACAACAUCAAAGUCAGCAAAGACCACAACUUCAGGACCUGGAAAUGGGAAACCAACAAAAUCUAUAGCUGUGCCUCCAGGACCUCCUAUGUAUUUGGACCUGGUCUAUAUUCCCAACCACAGCAAUAGCAAGAAUGUUGAUAUAGAAUUUUUCAAGAGGGUGAGAUCAUCCUAUUAUGUUGUGAGUGGGAAUGAUCCUGCUGCUGAAGAACCAAGCAGGGCUGUCUUGGAUUCCCUGUUGGAAGGCAAAGCUCAGUGGGGCAGCAAUAUGCAGGUGACAUUAAUCCCAACACAUGAUUCAGAAGUGAUGAGGGAAUGGUACCAAGAGACCCACGAGAAACAACAGGAUCUUAACAUCAUGGUUUUGGCAAGCAGUAGCACCGUGGUUAUGCAAGAUGAAUCUUUCCCUGCAUGCAAGAUUGAACUGUAAAAAAAAAAAAAAAAAAGCAAUGCAUUUCAACUUUAAACUUUGUUUCCAGAAAUUCUUGAAUUUGAAAAUACUUUUUCUAAAAAUAUAAUCCAUCUAAUUCAGCUGCUGAACUAUAUAUACCUGCCAAAUGCUAUACUGUAUCAGAGUGAUGCAAGUCACUAUUUUUUUUUUCAGUCUUUGCUAAUUGCUAAGGGAAAUAACAGUAUUCCCACCAUAGGGUUCAAAUUACUGCAAAACCUGCAGAUUCAGGUUCAUCUUCAUUGAACACUAGGAAACCAUGCACUAGCAAACACUGCUGACUUCUGCCAGGUUGUGGGCAUUUGCCCUUGGAAGAAACAGAGAAAAGAUGGAGAGAGAGAGGAGGGGAGGGGAAAGAUGAGUUGGAUGGCAUAGAGGAGAAUAAAAUAAUUAAUUCUGCAUUAGUUACAAAGCAGUCAGUGAUUUACCUCCCGCAGUCUAGCAUCCUAGAGAAAGAAAUAUUUGGAUUUUUUUUUUCAGAGUAGGCAUAUUUAAUUUAGUGACAUCUUAGCUAGAACAUUAAGUGAAACAAUGUGGUUUUGAAGGAACAUUGCAUUGGAAACACUUACUAUUGGCAACUUCCCAUUCAGUGUUUCAUUGUCACGUAACACAAUUCUCUUAGACAAAAUACGCAUGUAGUUUGAACCCCAUUCAGUUUAUCAUGCGGAUAUAUUGGUCUAAGGCAUGCUCCCAGCGAAAAUUCAGAGUUCUUUCAAAUUUGACAAACUUGCAUGCUAAAACACCUGGGUCACUGACAAGUUUACUGAAGCAAAAUACCAAAGCAGUUGGGAGUACCUAUGGUAGACAAUUUGCCUUAGAAAGUGACUUGAAUGUACAAAGAUACUUGAUGCACUUAUUUUUUAAUGCAAGAUAGCAAGUUUAUAAAACAUCUGUGUAGGAUUAUAGUUACACCAGUACAGAACUAUGCGUGUGCAGUGUGUGCUAUUGGAAACCUCUCUGAUUGGUCAAACAGCUUGGUGCUAUGAAUUAUGUAUGUAAGUUGAACUCUUCAUUGGUGCACCUGAACAGCAAACCUUGUUUGAAGUUAUUAUUAUUUUUCCCACCUCUCUUUUUUUCCUGCUUCCUGGAGGCAUGAAAGAAAAGGUGUUCAGUACCAGAAAUUCAAAAUAACAAAAAUAUAUGGGAUGAUACAAAAAGGUUGUCUGCACAUCUGUACAGUCUUUGAAGCUUUCUUUUGUCUUACAUUAGUUUGACUGUUAAUUUAAGAGUGAAUAUGGGGACAAAUGUACAGAAUUUUUUUAGCUGUGCACGAACUUUUAAUAGAUGAAUUUUUAAACAUGUUUUGUUUACAGGAAAAUGCAGAAAAAAAAACCCCAGAUGAAGGCGAAUUUUUUAGUAGUUUUGUAAGACAACGCAUAGUGUUAUUUUGAGUUCUGGUGAGAAUGAAGUACGAUAAAACAGUACCAUAUUUAUUGAACGUAGCUGACUGCCAAGGAUUAUCUUGCAGAGAGCACACUAGCAAUAUCGUUAUGUGUUAGUGAUCAAAGAACUAAGGACUGAAAGGUUAGUGCGCUUUCUUUUAAACCAGGCAGCUUGGAUUGGAGGCUAUUCCAUGGCUUUAUGCAAUCCAAGGAGUCAUUUUUGAUGACACUAUUUCAGUACCAAUAAACACAGCUUACGACUGGGGGGUGGGGGUUGCAUCAAACCACACUUUGUGACAUUACAAGCAGUCCUGUGAGACACCUGUCAAACCCUCCAGUGUUAGUUGGGCAGCAGAGAUCUUGACUUAAUUUUCCUAAGUAUUCCUUUAUCCUACACUGUCUUAAGUAAAAUUAAUUGAAGGAUCCUUCCCCAAAGUAAAACCAGAACAGGGUAUACUGUAUAUAAUGUGAUUCUGUGAAAUCAUAGAAACGUGCAAAAUGUAAUCCUGACCACAGAUUUUAACUGAUGAGAGCCUCAGCUCCCAAGUUCUUCAAAACUUCUAAUUCCUAGAAUUACAGGAAGGAGAGCGGCUGAUCAGGAUUUCUUACAGUCAGAUGGGAUUUAAUAUUCCGCACCUUUUCAAAUUAGCACACAGAAAAACAAAGUAUGCAAAACUUAUUCAGGUAUGCAUAAUUUCUACAGAUUACAGGAAUCAAUUUUAUGUGUGACUGAGUUUGGGUUGUUUGGUCACACAUUGUUCCACUUGGCUUCGUAGCAGUAGCAAUCGAGUGGUGAUGCUAGCAUACCAUACAGUAUGCAACCACACUGCUUUCUCCCUGCCACUUACAGUAUCUGCUAGGGUUGCAGGGUUCUCUGGUUCUUCUCUCAUCAAACAUGCCACCAUUCCAUUUAGCCUAACAAAUUACAUGUGCCUGGCCUAGUGCAAACUUACUUGCUUAUUUUUUAAUGUUCAAGACCACCUCUACCGGGAAGCCUACAAUUUCAUUAUAAGACAGAUGGAAAUGAAAAGUCAGAAAAAUAAGAAAAUGUGUGAUAACAGAUAAUAUUUCUCAUGCUGGUAUAGUAUUUUAAUGACCAGAGUACAUGUUAUCACUACCUGUAGUAAUACCUCCAUUCUCCUUAAUGUUUUACUUUGCAGCUCUGUACAGAAUUUUCACAAUCUCAUUCUUUCUAUAAUAGGAAUUUGUAUUGUUUUAUGCCAACCAUGUUUUCAGAAUGCUCUGAUUUCAUUAAGUAGGGGACAACUACAGCAUUUCGUUUAUUAUAUGUUAUAUAAUUUAUUUUAAUUGUUGCAUUGUUUAUUUUUGUUUUAUUUUGCUAAUUUUUAUAUAUUUUUAAUAUUACUUUAGAUCCUCUUUAAUUUGGGCUGGGUAGCCCAAUUAAUGCUGUGAAAUAUUGUUUAUGUUUUGUGGAUUUAAAAAUUCUAAUAUUUUGUUUUUGUUUGACAAUUCUAGCAAUGCUAUUUUAUUUAUUAUUUUACCUUUAUCCAAGAAACGCUUCUGUUCUUGUAGCUCUUUAUUUUUCUUGGAACAGCAUAGAUGGAAGCUCUAUGGGUUAGAUUCCAAGUCUUAAAAAAAAAACUAGUAUGAUUGUGGAAUGAAAAAUUCGGGAAAAAUGUAUUUUUGAAAGAAGCAGGUUAGCUGAAUUCGUAAUUGUGUAUGCUGCUUUUGGGAAAUGCAGCAGUGGGAAAACAUUGUCUUGGUACCCAUUAAACAGAAAUAACUACAUGUUAUUUGAUAUAUUCCUGAAUGUUAUUCUCCCAUACCUCAUCCCCUUUCUUAGCCCAACAGUUGCUAUUUCUAAUACAAUUCUAUUAUCAUCCACUAAUGUGAUACAGUCCUAAGCAUAUGUUCGUCCACAUUGGAUGACCCAGGCCGAUAGUACUGACAGAAGGUUAAAAUGUAAGCAUUUACUGGGCAAAGCUGUUACUCUACCACAUUGUUUUCAUUGUUUACUUAUCCAAGUUGGCCACCUUGAAAACAUCUUAGCAAUGGCCAUGCUGGCUGGAAAAUUCUGGAGAAAUUCAUCUGGAGAGUUCCUUAAUAUGGAAAUAUUGACUUAGAUGAUUUAUUCUGAGAAGGUGCCAAGCAAUUGCAAUCGGCUCUGCCAACUAACAAUGCAAUAUUCCAUUUAUUAUUGAUUACAGAUUAACAGAGUUGGAAGGGACCUUAUAGGUCAUCUAGUCCAACCCUCCGCUUAAGCAGGAGACCCUACACAUUUCUGACAAAUGGCAGUCCAAUCUCUUCUUGAAAGUCUCAAAUGAUGAAGAUCCCACAACUUCCGAAGGCAAGCUGUUCCAUUGGUUGAUUGUUCUCACUGUCAGAAAGUUCCUCCUUAUUAUAAGGUUGAAUCUCUCGUGGAUCAGUUUUCAUCCAUUAUUCCUUGCCUGGCAUUCAGGUGUUUUGGAAAAUAGCUUGACCCCCCUCCUCUCUGUGGCAGCCCCUCUAAUAUUGGAACACUGCUAUCAUGUCUCCCCUGGUCCUUCUCUUCACUAGACUAGCCAUGCCCAGUUCCUGUAACCAUUCUUCAUAUGUUUUAGUCUCCAGUCCCCUAAUCAUCCUUGUUGCUCUUCUCUACACUUUUUUUAGAGUCUCAACAUCUUUUUAUAGUGUGGUGACCAAAACUGGAUGCAAUACAAUUCCAAGUGUUAAACAUGAAAUUUUCUGGUUAAGAAUUAGAACACAGAAAAAUCUAGACUAGAUAAAUUAUACAAACAUAAAAUAAAACAUAGAGAAACAUAUCACAUACAAACUUCAAAUGAACUCCAAUUUCAAAUAACUUUUGCCAGUAGGGCUACAUAAUUGUCAAGUAUGUUUUGUCACCAAUAUUAAAUUGCAAGUUUUUCUACCUUUACAAAUGACAAACAUGAAUAUUUCAGGUUUUCUAUAUUGUUGAGUCAAGCAGUUUUAAGAACAGCUCUGCUUCUUCCAAAAUGAUGUGCUCUGUUCUUUUUUUUAAGGAUAGGCCUGAACAUAUUGUGUGACAGGACUCAUCACAGCUGGAGACUGCAUAUAUGUUUCCUGUUUACUCCAAACACUAUGGAACUGAGGUCUAGGGGAAUUAAUAAGCAUUGGCCUGGGUGGCAUAUGAUAGGCACAUAAGUUUGGGUGUUUCCUUAUUGCAGGUCCCAAUUUGACCUUCUUUCCAUGAAAGUUUAUUUGUGAUUCUACUAUUUUCUAUACAUCUACGUUGUCCAAAAAUGAUACAAAUCCAUAUCCUUUAGAUACACCAGUUCUGUCAGUGAUUAUUUUCACUUCUUUAACUGUGCCAUAUUGUGUAAAAAAGCUCCAAAUUUCUGUCUCAUCCAUCCUUAUAUCUAUUCCACCCACAAAAAAUGGUAUUUGGCAUGAUUUUCCCUUCAGGCAGAACAUAUCCUUGUCUGGUAGCAGGUAACUCAGAGCUUUCUUCCUGUGGAAUAUUUGUGUUUUGAGAGUUCUGAUUUGAAGUAGACAUCUCCACACAUCCUUUGCACUCCUCCACUUCGAAGGACGGCGAGAGCAGCCACUUCCCACCUUUUUCUUGUCCCCCUUCUUCACAAUGCCCGGGCUUGACCUAGGCCUUCAGUCCCAUCCAUUUGAGCAACCUGCAUCAAAAUCUCUUGCUUCAAGAUGAAUUAAUUUUAUGAACCCCCUCCCUCCAAUUUGCGGUUUUUAAGCAAAAUUUAAAGGAUUUACCCAGCAGGAAUAUGUUUAAUUUUCUUCUUGCCAAAGAAAAAAGAAAAAGAAAAGAAAAUGUUAACAAUAAGACAAAAAACUGACUAGAUCAUAGAGGUUAUCAGUCUGUUUUGAACUGAACUUCUAUGAGGAUUAUUUUUAGUUUAUACUCAAUAAACAAUAUUAUAUAUAUAUUUAAAUGCAAAAGGGAAAUUAAUUUGCUGUCUCCAAAAAGUGAAAACAUAGCAGAUGUGUACAUCAAUAGGCCUGUUGAAGCAAUUGUCUGAAAUCAGCAUGCCAGAUAAUUAUGUAUGCCGUAUCAGAAAUCAACUUUGUUGUGUGCAGUAGGACUUAUUCUCAAUAAACAUAUAUAGGAUUACCACCUUAAUGGAGUUCAAAUUUGGCCUUGAUACUCCUUCACACUUUAAGCCCAUUAUUGAUCCUCUUGUAAUCAUUUUAGUAUAGACUCAGAAAUGUAGUUGGAUUGGGAUUUUUCUUUGUGUAAAUUUUCCCUUUUACUUUAAGCUUCCAAAUGGUUGAAGGACCUAACUCUAAUCUUUAAUUUGGCAAAUCUUGAUUUUUAUGGGAACAUAUAUUCUCUUAUGACAGCCUUCCCUAUCUUACUGGUGUCCAAAUCAGUGGAUUACAACUUCCAGCAUUGUCAGCCAGCAUGCUAAUUGCAAAGUUUGAGAAUUUAUAGUCCAAUAACUCUUGGGUUUUUUGGGGUGGAAGUACCAGUUAGUGUAGCUUUGCUCAAAGGUCUCAUUUUGCAUCACCUCUCAAAGAUCUCAUUUUGCAUCAUUGAUUCUAGCAUUAGAACUCUUUUUAAUGUUCUGUUUUCUGACAACUUGCUCCUGAGAGUUGAGGAAAAUUUCAGGAAUACUUCUGAAAGUACAGGGACAUGUAGUGGGCAUGACAUUGGCAUUUGCCCUGCAUAUGAGUUGAUGUGCCUUUUAGAUCCAAGCCUAUAUUUUCUUUUUUAAGUUUCUGAAUAAAGCUAUAGUAGUAGGCUAUACAGUUCAUAAACAAUUGUUUUUGAACAAGCAGGCAUAGGGUUUUGAAUGGCAAUCAGGACUGAAUUUGAAUGGCACUCAAUUCUGGAUUUCUGUUACUGUUGUUUUAGGAAGCUCCUCUAGACUAAACUAAAUGGAACUAAUAGUUGUGUUAGUCACUGCCCUACAUAGUUAGUAUAGUGACAGUCAAUCUGAAGUACCAUGAAUACCGAUAUUGUGCUCUGUUACUCAGCACAGAUUACUAGAAGCAUGGUUCAAUAUUAAUUAAAUUAAUAAUUCAAUAUUAAUUAAUGAAACAAGAGUAGAGUGCUGUAUGCAUUCCAGAAAAUUUUACCAUUGGUAACAUUCCCCUCAUUGUGCUGUUAUGAUAGUACUUUCCCACUGAAUAAAAUUCAGUGACAGCAGUUUAGUUGAGGUCACAUUCAAACUUAAAACAGAUCUUUUGCAUGCCUUUACAUUUUCCUAUGGUGGGUCUAAUUUCUGCAACUACGUUUUUAAUUAAUCUUUCAUUCUUCAUGAUUUGUGUUUAACUUCACAUACAGUAGUGAAUGAAUCCAAAUGUGUAUACAAAUAUAUUUAGCUGUCUUCAAUAGAUUAAAGCAGUUUAGGAACCUUGCAACACAGAACUAAGAAGCUGUUAGUUAAGGAAAACAUUCCAAGAACUCCUGGCUUAGCUUCAAGGAGUUAAUUCUGCAUUUCCUACAUCAUGGGUCAUUUCUCCACUAGCAAGCAACUUCUAGAAUCAUCCCAACAUUGACGUGCCAUGAUUAACAAUAAUGAGGACAGAUUUUACAUCACUUCAAUGAUAAGUGGAUGAUGCUAUGAAAACAUGCUUAAGACCCUCACUAGUGGGGCAAUGGCCAUAGCCCUUUUCUCCAUAUGUAAGUUCUAGCUCACAUAUAAUAGAAUUUUUUUGUAGUCUAGAAAUAUUAGUAAUGGGGAAAUGUUAUAUUUAAACUUACCAAAAAAUUGUAAGUGCUCCUUGACAGUAGAAGAAAACACAAAAAUUGGUCUAAUUGUUUAUAUACAUUUGGAAAGUGCAUUGCUUGCCUUGUUAAGGAUGUUUGCUUCAUUUUUUAAGAAACAAAAAUAUUUGUUGUGAUCUUAUAAAAAUAACAAAAUAAGAAAGCAGCAUCAAAACCUUGAACAUUUGGGGGGGAAUUGUUUCUCUGCACUAAAUUAGUUUAGGAGCUCUAGUUGCCCAGAGCGACUGUUCUAUUCAUACAAGACUGGGCUGUAAUCACACCAGAAAAAGCACAGUUCUAAAAGUCCAGGAUGCUUUCACAUGAUGGCCUGCAGCCAUUUGAUUCUUCCAAACCAUGGAGAGAAAGUCUUGUCGUGGCUGAGAAGCACCUCACUCCUCUCUCUUGUUCUGAACGGUCUUGUUUGUGUCAGUCUGCAGCUGUGUAUGGUUUUAUGUCUUAUAAUCCUUCAUCACCUCUAUCCUAUCAAGUCAUAUCUAAAGUAGAAAAUUAGUUUCCAGUGAAAGUAAUAUGUAGUGCUUUUAUGAUAUUUGUGUGCAAUAUCCCCUCUACCAUUGAGGAUAUUUGAUGUAAAGGAAAUAAGCUCAGUUCCACAAUAAAAAAUUAAAAUAGUU
Molecule: messenger RNA, 15045 nt
Organism: Pantherophis guttatus
Lineage: Eukaryota; Metazoa; Chordata; Lepidosauria; Squamata; Colubridae
Gene: MAP1B
Product: microtubule associated protein 1B
Biological process (GO): dendrite development; microtubule cytoskeleton organization; axonogenesis
Cellular component (GO): microtubule; synapse; dendrite
Molecular function (GO): actin binding; microtubule binding
Source: RefSeq, a predicted model, not a curated record